UGUAUUUUAUGUAUUCUAGGUACUGCUUGUUUAUGCAGAAAUAUUGGAAGUCCUUCUCCAGCUGCUCUGAAUGUGGAUUGUUUUGCUGCUCAUUCCCAUAAACAAAUCUUAUCCAAGGAGCUUUUUCACAGAUUGCAAUGGCAGCAACAAUUAUAUCGCUUACACCAUGUCUAGGAACUGGCUCUAGUCUCGAGGCAACUGGCAAACCAAGAAGCCCCUUCAGAUGCGCAGACAAUGAAAUCUAUCUUUAUAGAAAUAUAGAAUGUGUUGAGAAAGAGAAGUUUAGGCAACUUCAACAGGACCUGAAGGUGUUUCAAAAGACCACUGUUGCAUCAAGAGCUCGGACGCUAAAGUCUUUUAAAAAGUUAGAACAAGCCAUUGAAAGAGAGUCAGAAGAUGAUAUAGAAGAGGACUCUCCUGCUGUGAGCUGGGCUCUUGCUUUUGCGAAAUCCUGUCAAAGUGAUACGCAGUCCAUAACAGAUUACAUCAAUGAGCAGAAGGAACUGUUUUUGCUGGAGUAUGCAGUUAAAACAAAGCAACGUGCUAUAUCAAAGAUGGAGGAAAUGGCAGCAAUGGAGGAGAGAAAGGCCAAAAACGCCGAAACGAAACUAGAAGAUGAUACACUGGCAUUUGAGGAGUUUCUCAAGGAAAACGAUAAAAGUUCUGUAGAUGCCCUUAAAAUGGCAAGCCAGGAAGCAAAAGCGAAAAAUGAAGUGAUGACAGAAGUCAGGUUAGCAAUGAAUGAAGUGUUCUCUCUUAAAAGUGAAAUUACAAAUGCUGAAGACCUCCUGAGACUUUAUUUAUCCUAUGAAGCUUUUUUGCUGAGCAUUUCUCCUAAAGAGUGGCAAGACCAGCAGAUGGCAAAGAAGAAGAAGAAGAGAGACAGGAAAAGCUUGCUUUCAAAAUCUUUUAUGUCGGUGCCCAGUCGUGAUAAAACCAGACUAGUAUCAACCUCAUUUUUAUUACAUCACAGAAUACACAAAUGGGCACAUGUCAGAGGGCAACCACAGACCAAAGGGCUGCCACCUGGCAAGAAGUUGGCAGCUGGGAGAUCCGCCUCUUUACUUGUUCCUCGUGAGGAAGAGAAGAAGAAAAAUACACAGGGGACAGGAGGUGAUUACCGCUUUUUUAGAAAGUCAUCAAGAUCAGUGAGCAUUAGAUCAUCCCUUGGAGGCAAAAGUAAUCAAGUAUCAAGUGAAAGAAGUGGAUCUCUGUCUUCAGAAGACGAGUUUUCCUUGGAUGAUAUACCAAGUGAUGAGGAGCCAGAAAUAUAUUUCAAACACCCAGAUGAAUUACUGCAGAUGUUCAGACAUCUUGAAGAACAAAACCUUUCACUGUUUCAAAAUAUUCAAGAAAUCAGUGGAACCCUGGAAGAUAGACAGCUGAAUGGUCAAGCUCUUCAGGAGCGCAUGGAAGAAAGAAUAAAGAACCUAAUAGAUGGGAAAGAAGCUCUUAAAGUUGCUUGCACCAAAGAAGAGGCAAAAACUGCACAACUAGCACUAAAAAUCCAAUUGUUUUCUGCAACAGACAAUAAUGCAGCAUCCAUGGAUAAAUUGCUGAAUUCACUUACUAAAAAAGUAGCAGAAGUGUACAAAAUUUGCUCUGGAGGAGAUGAAGUGUCCAGCUUGAGCCCGUUUCAAAUGCUGAAAGCGAUAGAAAUUCGGGUCUCAGAGCUCUGCGAAAUGUUUGAAACACUUCCAAAAGAGUACCUUGAAAUUGUUGAAGCCAAUGAAAAACUCAGGACGAAAGAAAGAAGACAGAGAAUCCGUGAAGAUAAACGGAAAGAAUUGAAAAGGAUUCAGGAUGAGAGGUUGAAACAUGCUCUUGAAAGAGCAAUUGCGGCACCAAAGAAAAGGAUGGGAAGAAAACUGGUGUAUCGCUCAGAGCCUCCACAAACUAGCCAGGGAAAGGAAAAGGUUGAAGAUUUAACUACAAAAAGUGAAGAUGAUUACUAUUUUACAUGAAUUUUUGUGUGUGUUAGGAAAUGGUUUCUGGAAUAGAUCUGGGGACAUGGAAAGGGUGGCUUCCAAAUAUUUUGAACUACAGCUCUCAUAACUCUAGACCAGUGUUUCUCAACCUUU
Anolis sagrei ordinatus is the source of this 2081-nucleotide messenger RNA. It is a transcript of the gene CCDC38, whose product is annotated as coiled-coil domain containing 38. The record is from RefSeq and is a predicted model, not a curated record. NCBI's taxonomy places the organism in Eukaryota, Metazoa, Chordata, Lepidosauria, Squamata, Anolidae. Gene Ontology annotation, cellular component: centrosome.